GUGUCAGCAAUUGGUAAACCACUACAUCUUAUAAUCUUUAGUGUUCUAUUCAUCAUGGAUCUGUUUGAAUUUUGUGUGAACAACGACCCUGAAAUUACUGUCGUUUUGCUUUUGGGAAAAGCUCGAUUUCGUUCGAACUGUUAAAGAGUUGGAUGGCCAACGGGACGUGGCUUUUUUUUUUUUUUUUGAAAUUAUUUUUUUCGAAUUAGCCGUUUGCGAUCAUCGAAUUUAUUUCAAAAUUUAAGAACUAAAAAUUUUGACCAUACCAAAACGUAACAGAGCAAUGGAAGUUUAAAAAUUAGUUAGCCGUUAAUGCAACUGGAGCUGUCAUGCUCAAACUAAGAAAACAGAACUUCCCUAUAGCAGGCCAUGAAAAGCUUAGGCUCUACUUGGCUUAUACAGUUGCUGCCUUGGCAGAUACUAAGACUCCUCAGUUUCAGGAGCACAACUUUGUACCUACCAAUAACCACAUUCAAGAGCUUCAAGAAUCUCAAAUUUUGCCCUUUCGUGACCCCAAAGUUUGUGUCUCCUCGCUGCUUGGCAGUAGAAGCGUCUUCCAAAUCAGGCAAAUUCAUUCCCAAUUGGUUGUCAAUGGAAUGCUCCAAAAUCUCAUUGUUGCAAACAAGCUUCUUUACGUUUAUGCUCAUCAUAAAGCAAUGGACGAUGCCUAUGCCAUGUUUCAUCGGAUGAGGGGGAGAAACGCAGUAACUUGGAGUGUAAUGGUUGGUGGGUUUGCUAAGGUUGGGGAUUAUGCUACUAGUUUUGGAAUAUUUAGAGAGCUUAUUCGUUGUGGAGUCACACCGGAUAAUUAUACAUUGCCUUUUGUGAUAAGGGCUUGUAGGGAUAUGACGGAUCUCGUUACUGGAAAAUUGAUUCAUGCCGUUGUUUUGAAACAUGGGUUGCACUCGGAUCAUUUUGUUUGUGCGGCGUUGGUGGAUAUGUAUGCAAAAUGUAAGCUAAUUGAGGAUGCCCGUCAACUGUUUGAUAAUAUGAGUAGUAGAGACCUUGUUUCGUGGACUGUUAUGAUUGGUGCCUAUGCAGAGUGUAGGAAUGCUUAUGAGUCGUUGGUUUUGUUUGAUCGGAUGACAGAGGAAGGUGUUGUAGCCGAUAAGGUUGCUGUGGUAUCUGUUGUUUAUGCUUGUGCAAAGUUAGGGGCAAUGCAUAAAGCGAGACUUGUCCAUGAUUAUAUUUGUAGGAACAAGUUUUCGUUGGAUGUGAUCUUGGGGACAGCUAUGAUCGAUAUGUAUGCUAAAUGUGGGAGUAUUUGUUCUGCGAGAGAUAUUUUUGAUAGGAUGAAAGAAAAGAAUGUCAUUUCAUGGAGUGCCAUGAUUGGAGCUUAUGGGUACCAUGGGCAUGGUAGCGAAGCUCUCGAAAUAUUUAGAGUGAUGUUGAGAAGUGGAAUAUUACCAAAUAGUAUAACCUUUAUUUCACUGCUAUAUGCUUGCAGUCAUGCAGGUUUGAUUGAAGAAGGUCUUCGAUUUUUCUCAUUGAUGUGGGAUGAAUACUCUAUAAGACCAGAUGUUAAACACUAUACUUGUAUGGUUGAUCUCCUGGGACGUGCAGGGAGACUCGAUGAGGCCUUAAGAUUGGUGGAGAGCAUGAAAAUUGUGAAAGAUGAGGGGCUUUGGGGUGCUUUGCUUGGGGCAUGCAGAAUCCAUGGAAAUGUUGACCUAGCAGAAAUGGCAGCAAACUCUCUUCUUCAACUACAGCCGCAGAACCCAGGGCAUUACGUAUUGCUUUCAAACAUUUUUGCCAAAGCAGGUAGAUGGAAAGAUGUGGCGAGGAUAAGGGAUCUGAUGUCCCAAAGGAAACUAAAGAAAAUUCCUGGUUGGACAUGGUGUGAGGUUGAUAAUAAGAUUUUCCAAUUUAGUGCUGGAGAUAGGAGUCAUCCUCGGUCUGAGGAAAUUUACGGGAUGCUUGAGAGUUUAUACAAGAAAUUGGAGCUGGCUGGUUAUGUCCCUGAUACCAACUUUGUGUUGCACGAAGCUGAUGAGGAGGUUAAGGUAGGAAUGUUGUAUGCACACAGUGAGAAGUUAGCAAUUGCGUUUGGCCUUUUGGCCACCUCUAAUGAAACUCCUAUCAGAAUUACAAAGAAUCUCAGGGUUUGUGGUGAUUGCCACACGUUUAGUAAGUUUGUGUCAGCCCUUACAGAAAGAGUGAUCAUUGUUCGAGAUGCCAAUCGGUUUCACCACUUCAAGAAAGGGGCUUGUUCAUGCGGGGAUUAUUGGUAAUUGGCUUAUAUGUUAUCAUUGUCCUCUUGAAUCUUGAUCCUCGUAUUAUGACUGGAAUACGCUGAUGUACUUUAAAAAUUUAUAAAAUAUUUGAGAGCAAAGAAGAUUUAUUGUA
Ziziphus jujuba (common jujube) is the source of this 2346-nucleotide messenger RNA. RefSeq names its product pentatricopeptide repeat-containing protein At4g21065-like. The record is from RefSeq and is a predicted model, not a curated record. NCBI's taxonomy places the organism in Eukaryota, Viridiplantae, Streptophyta, Magnoliopsida, Rosales, Rhamnaceae. Gene Ontology annotation, molecular function: zinc ion binding; protein binding; RNA binding. The coding region runs from base 330 to 2231 and encodes 633 amino acids. Gene Ontology annotation, biological process: RNA modification. The transcript has a single exon.